Messenger RNA from Echinostoma caproni, 1263 nucleotides. NCBI's taxonomy places the organism in Eukaryota, Metazoa, Platyhelminthes, Trematoda, Plagiorchiida, Echinostomatidae. The record is from the annotation of a GenBank genome assembly.
GUAGUUAAUGUUUUGAUUUCAAUCAUUCGAUAUUCAGUUCGAAAAGCCUUGGUGGAUCGGUACGGGCUGACUGCCGAUUUCUCAUUGGUCACUUUCUUCCAUCCGUUCUGCACAUCACGCGGAGGUGGUGAACGUGUCCUGUGGGCCGCAAUCAAAAGUAUGCAGUCAUACAAAUCCAAGCCGAUCGUGAUUGUGGUCUAUACGCAGGAUUCACAAUGCCUGACGAAUCGCAAACAGGUGCUCAAUGAAGUCAAGCAAACUUUCGGUGUCCAGUUAGACAGUAAAUUCCCACUUCACUUUGUUCUGUUGAGUACCACUCGACUCCUGACACCUCAAAUGUAUCCUGUUCUGACACUGGCUGGUCAAGCACUCGGUUCUAUGCUGGUUGCCUACGCACACUAUCCAACCGUGUCAGUCGAUAUGCUCAAUCGUCUUUCGGUCACCGGGGUGACUUACAAUAAUGCCUCAUGGAUUCGCAAUAGUCGUUUCAUGACUCGUGUCAAACUGUCCUAUUAUCGAUUGAUGCUUGGUGCAUAUAGCUGGGUCGGUUCUCCUACAAAUGUGGAUUGUGUGAUGACUAAUUCCACCUGGACACGCAACCACAUUCGCUCGUUAUGGACCGGCUAUCCGGUUAUUUUAUAUCCACCAUGUCCGACAGAGGACUUGGCUAUCAGCAGUUCUGGAAAAAGGCAACCAUGGAUCAUGUCAGUGAGCCAGUUUCGACCGGAAAAAAAUCACGAGGUUACUGGUGACCAUUCCUAUCGGCUGUUACUGAUCGGAGGAUGUCGCGAUGAGACGGACUCGGCACUUGCGACGCGAUUACGCGAACUCGUUCGUGUCCGGGGCUUGCAAGAUGUGGUUCAGUUCCACAUAAAUGUGUCAUAUUCCACACUGAAACGCUAUUUUUACCAGUGUAUGAUCAAUCUUCACACAAUGGUCGAUGAACACUUCGGGAUUGGUAAGUUUUCAGCACAAAUGAAACAUCCACAGACGAUGUGCACGAUUUCACAGAGCGAAAGCAUCCACACAAAUUUGAAAUUGGUCCGAACACUAUGUAGCACGUACCUCGAUGACCAUACAAGUCGUCUAGCCCCAAGAACACGCUCACCACAUACAGUGCGCGCCACAAACUCUAGUCGCCUUCUCCCAGCUACGGAAAUGAGAACACAAGCAACAAACGCUUACCUAAUACACCACAAGCAAGUCAAAUUUACAGCGUCAAUCUGUUUGUGUACUGUUCGGGUCUCCGGACAUCGACCCUGA